Molecule: messenger RNA, 684 nt
Organism: Symbiodinium sp. CCMP2592
Lineage: Eukaryota; Dinophyceae; Suessiales; Symbiodiniaceae
Source: the annotation of a GenBank genome assembly
AUGGCAGCGACUGCAUCGCAGCUGAAGCUGAUCUACCUGGAUCACCACUACUGGCGUGCGGAGUGCGCGCGCCUGGCCCUCUUCAUGGCCGGAGUUCCCUUCGAGGAUGCUCGCAUGGGGUACGAGGGCAUGUAUGCGUCAGGGGCCCUGACCUUCGGAACCUUUCCGGCCCUGGUGGUGCCGGGAAAGGGCGUGCUGAACCAGACGCAAGCCAUUGCGCGGUAUGUGGGACAUCUCACUGGGAUGUACCCUAGCGACCCCUUCCUGGCUGCGAAGUGUGACGAAGCCAUCGAUGGCCUCACAGAUGUCUCAGACCUCGUCACCGAUACCAUGCAGGAGCGGGACCCAAAGCGAAAGAUGGCCUGGAGGGCGGCCCUGGUGGCCCCUGAUGGUCGCAUGACCAUGCUGUUGAAUGGCCUGGAAACGCUGCUGAAGCAGAACGGUGCCCGUCCAGUGCCGUACGUGGCAGGCAGUUCGCUAAGUGUGGCCGACCUCGCCAUCUGGAGGGCUGUGGGCUGGAUCUCCAGUGGGGUGAUCGACGGCAUAGCUCCCACGUACAUCCAGACUACCUUCCCGCUUCUGUGGGCUCUGCAUUGUGCGGUGGACCAGGAUCCCAAGGCGUGGACCCCAGUGUUCAAUUCUUUGCUGACUGUGGUCAUCUACAUAAGCAAAGAAAAGCACUGA